AUGGAAGAAAAGAUCAAAGACGCUCCUCCUCACUACGAGCAUGUGGUGGAUACCAAGAAAGAGCUGGAUGAGGCAGCCAACCCUGAUGCGCCUGUGCGCCGCCAGGCCAUCGGCAUCAACAUCGUUCAGAACCCGUUGCAGCGCAGCUCCAAGGCGCAAGCUAUCAUCGAUGCCCGAGCGUACGCCGAGUCGCAUGGUUUGGCAGAGCAUGCCGAUCUAUUUGGCCGAGCUGCUGUGGUUGCGCGGGACCCCAAAGGUUUUGAGACGGCCACUGAGCUUGAUGACGAGGAGCGCACUGCGCUCGCAUACGAGAGGGAUCAUAAAUGGCACGGCCCGAAGAUGCUCUGGUACUCAAUUGGCCUGUGCGCUAUUGGAGCUGCCACACAAGGAUGGGAUCAGACUGGAUCCAACGGUGCCAACUUGUCCUUCCCUAAGGAAUUUGGUAUUGAUGGUAAAGGAAGAGAUGAGUGGAUCGUGGGAAUUGUCAACUCCAUCAUCUUCUUGACCGCUGGUCUUAUUGGUGCUUUCAUUGUCGAUCCACUUAACCAUUAUUUAGGCCGAAGAGGUGAGAUUUUUGUCACUGCUCUUUGUCUCACUGCCACUCCAAUUGGUUCUGGUUUUGCAAAGUCAUGGCAAGGACUGUUCGCUGCGCGAUUUAUAAUGGGUAUCGGCAUCGGCGCAAAGAACGCUACGGUGCCCAUUUACUCGGCUGAGAUGGCUCCGGCCGCAAUUCGAGGUGCUCUUGUCAUGUUCUGGCAACUUUGGGUAGUAGCAGGUAUCUUCCUGGGCUUUGCUGCCAAUGUCAUUGUCAAAGACGUCCCAAAUAUUUCUUGGCGUCUCCAACUCGGUUCUGCGUUUAUUCCGUCUUUCUUCCUCGCCGCUGGAAUCUUUUUCUGUCCGGAGUCUCCUCGCUGGCUUAUGAAGCAUAACCGGCACGCCGAGGCAUACGAGUCGAUGAGGCGCUUGCGAGCUCAUCCAAUCAUUGCUGCGAGAGACUAUUAUUAUUCAUACGUUAUCUAUGAAGAGGAGCUUAAAGAGGCUCGGGGUGCAGGUUACUUCGCCCGCUUGUGGGACUGCUUUGCCGUUCCUAGAAUCAGACGGGCUAACUAUGGUGCCUCGACUGUCAUGAUUGCGCAGCAAAUGUGUGGUAUCAACAUCAUUUCUUUCUACAGCUCUACCAUCUUCCUAGAAGCCAACUUUACACAAGACCAGGCCUUGUAUGCCUCUCUUGGCUAUGGUGCUAUCCAGGUCGUGGCCACCAUUCCUACGUUGUUCCUUAUCGAUACCAAAGGCCGAAGAACACUUACUUUGAUUACCUUCCCCUUGAUGUGUAUCUUCCUGCUAGCAGCCGGUCUCUCUCUUUUGAACAAGUCAGGCGGCCAAGCCGGGACUAUUGCACCAGUUGCCUUGUUUGUGUAUCUGUUUACCAUUGCCUACUCGUUAGGUGAAGGACCCGUCGCUUUCCAGUAUUCUGCUGAGGUAUUCCCCACUAUUCAGCGUGAACAAGGAAUGGCCUGGGCUGUUUGCAUUAACAACACCUUUGCUGGCGUCCUUGGCCUCACGUUCCCCCGAAUGAUGACUGUGAUGACCAAAACUGGUGCUUUUGGCUUCUAUGCUGGUCUUAACCUCGUAGCUUGGUUUAUGAUUUUCUGCUUUGUCAGGGAGACCAAGCAGCUAACCCUAGAAGAAUUGGAUCAGGUUUUCGCGGUGCCAACCAAGAAGUUCAUUCACUACGAACUGACUGUGUGGCUUCCUUGGUGGUUCAAGAGAUAUAUCCUGAGACAGAAGAUCGAGAGGCCACCACCUAUUAUUGCAAUGGGCGAUGGGGUCCGAUAA
Messenger RNA from Penicillium griseofulvum, 1836 nucleotides. Its product is annotated as Major facilitator superfamily domain, general substrate transporter. The transcript is spliced from 10 exons. Gene Ontology annotation, molecular function: myo-inositol:proton symporter activity. Gene Ontology annotation, cellular component: membrane. Gene Ontology annotation, biological process: transmembrane transport. Bases 1 to 1836 code for a protein of 611 amino acids. Lineage: Eukaryota; Fungi; Ascomycota; Eurotiomycetes; Eurotiales; Aspergillaceae. The record is from RefSeq and is a predicted model, not a curated record.